Messenger RNA from Alosa alosa (allis shad), 2499 nucleotides. RefSeq names its product tetratricopeptide repeat domain 33 (gene ttc33). Gene Ontology annotation, molecular function: protein binding. Lineage: Eukaryota; Metazoa; Chordata; Actinopteri; Clupeiformes; Clupeidae. Bases 85 to 891 code for a protein of 268 amino acids. The transcript has 5 exons. The record is from RefSeq and is a predicted model, not a curated record.
UUUUGCAGCAGUCGUAAAUGAUGGCGCCAGCUGUCCUUGUUCACGUCAAAACAUUGUCAGGACUGCUCUCUGCAUAAGUUAAAAAUGGCUUCGUUUGGUUGGAAGCGGAAGGUUGGGGAGAAGGUUUCCAAGGCGACAGUGGAGCAGUUUGAGCGGGAGGCGGAGGAGAAGAAGGAUGAGCUGGAGGUGGAGGGUGUGGACUGGCUGCACGCCAUCAAGCGCAGACGAGAGAUCCUCUUGGAGGACUGCGCCACCAGGAGCAAGCGCCUGAAGGAUGAGGGAACAGUACUGGCUGAACAGGGCAGACACUGGGAGGCUAUUAAGCGCUGGGAAGAGGCCAUUCAGUUGACUCCAGAAGAGGCGUCCCUGUAUGAGAUGAAGGCUCAGGUUCUGUCCAUCCUGCAUGAGGUGUUCCCGGCAGUGCAGGCGGCAGAGAUGGCAGCCAAGCUGCGUCCCCACUGGUGGGAGGCGUGGCAAACCCUCGGCCGCGCCCAGCUUAGUCUAGGCGAGGUGGAGCUGGCGACCCGGUCAUUCCAGGUGGCCGUGCACCUGAGUCCGUGUGAGCGCCCCCUUUGGGAGGAGGACCUGUCAUGGGCACGGAAGCUCCGCGACCAGAAACGCAACGCCCAGAGCGUCCUCAACCAGGAGCAGGAGGCACGCCGUCUCCUAGACAACGCCCCGGAGCUGCAGCAGGACUACGACGACUUCGAGAGCGACGAGGUGAUUGCCGCGUGCACCGCGGUCGCCGAGCGCCAGAAGAAGUACGAGGAGCUCCAGAGGACGGCAGUGGUGGUGGCCGCACAAAGCGUAACCAUAGAAACAGUGCGGGAGGACUCUGACAGACCACCCUGUACGUCGCACAGUGACUUUGUGAAAGCGAGGGGAUUGUAGACAAGCACAACCCAAACUGUCGGGGUUUCGUGUUUUGUGUUCUUUUGUUUGUUUUUUGAAAUCUAUUGAUAAUGUACAGAUGAGAUUAUAAUUUUUAGUUUUGGCCUAAAUCUAAUUGAUGUACUCAAGCCUGAUAGCUAAGUCAUGUACCUGCUUGUUGAAAUGUCAAGGCUGAUUGGUCAGGGUUGGCCUCUUCUUUUGUUUUGCUCUGUUUUCUUUCUCUGGAGAAGUGCUCCCUCCCGGUCAGAGUUCCUGAUUUGAUUGAGUUCUCUCUGUAUAAAAAAAAAAAGUCAAAGCUCCUCACUGGAAAACCUAUUUGUUUGAAAUCCUCAGCAGUGACACGUCUUUGUCCUCAGACGUAAAAUAUGUCCUUGGCUCGGUCACACUGGUGUCCUCUUUGAGCUACAUGAGAAGAGAAGCACUAAUGUACCUCUGACGAGGCAUAAUUCUUUUCCACCAGGAGUGUUUAUGUUGGCCUCCAUGGCAAAGUCAUUCUCCCACCCACCCGUUCUGACUAACAUCGAAUCCCAGAAUUCCCUUAUUCAAGGCAUCAUCUGAGACCCCUCCAAGGACCUGGAAAUGCUGCUAGAUCCAUAAGCAGGCAUCUAUCAAGCCAUCCUCCACAUCCUCCAGUUAAAGAGGGGCAACUGAAUCCCACUCACAUCCCAUUUAGAAGCUCCUCUCUCCCUCUCCAUCUCCAUCAAUGUCAUAAAUGUUUUUUUCGGCAAGAGCUGAUGUUUUCAGGCAAGCCGCGGCCAGUUUUGAUGAGUGUAUCGGAUGCAUGGGACAUCCUGUCAUUUCUGAAACCAUUAGCUAAUGCACAGGGGAUGGAUGGCACACACACACACACACACACACACACACACACACACACACACACACACACACACACACACACACACACACACAGAGUCAUUCUUAGCUGAGCUGAGCGGAGCAGUGAGGGAGACACACACACACACACACACACACACACACACACACACACACACACACACACACACACAGAGAGAGAGAGGGCUCUGAGAGGUUAAAGUCAUUGAGAAUAUGAGAAAAUUAAGACUUCCUCUCGACACACUUCUGCUCGUGUGUUCUGCUCUGCUCGAGGAGAUGUGCUGUCCAAUCCACCAGUAGCAGCAGCUUCCGUCCAGGCUUUAAUAGCUUUCAUUCAGGCUUUAAUAGCUUCCAUCCAUGCUCAGCUUCCAUCCAUGCUCAGUUUCGGUCCAUGCUCAGCUUCGGUCCAUGCUCAGCUUCAGUCCAUACUCAGCUUCAGUCCAUACUCAGCUUCGGUCCAGGCUCCUCUGCUUCAGGGUGAUGCUCAGUUGUGGUCCGAAUCAUGGAAACGGGACGCUGACCUUAGAUGGGUAUCAGCAUGUUGUGAUUGCAUUUUUGGUGCAUUCAUUGUGAGCAUUGUGUACAUUAAUAAGGUCUAUACACAAAGCUGUCAUUCAGGUUCCUGAUGUUCUUUGAGAAAACAUGUUUUAAUGAAAUGUAAACACCAUGGUGGACCCUCCCUGCCCCUUUUUGCACCAGAAACAACUGGUUUCACCACACUGACAAAGACCCAAAUGGAAGAAAUAUGAAAUAAAAACCUUUAAAAAUACAGGA